Molecule: messenger RNA, 1502 nt
Organism: Salvia hispanica
Lineage: Eukaryota; Viridiplantae; Streptophyta; Magnoliopsida; Lamiales; Lamiaceae
Source: RefSeq, a predicted model, not a curated record
AUGGCCGCCGCCGCCGCUGCCGCUGAUGACAAGAAGUACAUCACCUCCGAAGAGCUAAGCAAGCACAACAAAUCCGGCGAUCUGUGGCUCUCAAUCCAGGGCAAAGUCUACGACGUUACGGAUUGGGCGAAGCAGCACCCCGGCGGCGAGGUUCCACUCCUCAAUUUAGGCGGCCAGGACGUCACCGAUGCGUUCAUCGCCUUCCACCCUGGCUCCGCCUGGAAACACCUCGACAAUUUCUUCACCGGCUACCACCUCCGCGACUUCCACGUCUCCGACAUGUCUCGCGAUUAUCGCAACCUCGCGACGCAGUUCACCCGAUCCGGAAUGUUCGAGAAGAAAGGCCACGGCGUGAUCUACAGCCUCUGCUUCAUCUCGGUGCUCCUCGCCGCCUGCUUCUACGGCGUCCUCCGCUGCGACGGUUUCCUCACCCACAUUCUCUCCGGAGGCCUCCUCGGAUUGAUCUGGAUGCAGGUCGCCUACCUAGGGCACGACUCCGGCCACUACAACAUCAUGAUUAGCCCUAGAUUCAACAAACUGGCGCAGAUCCUCACCGGUAACUGCCUCACCGGCAUCAGCAUUGCCUGGUGGAAGUGGACGCACAACGCGCACCACAUCGCCUGCAACAGCCUCGAUUACGAUCCCGAUCUCCAGCACCUCCCGAUGCUCGCCGUCUCCACCCGCUUCUUCACCAACCUCACCUCCAAAUUCUACAACAGAAAGCUCGAAUUCGAUCCAAUCGCCCGAUUCUUCAUCAGCUACCAACACCUCACCUACUACCCCGUGAUGUGCGUCGCCAGAGUCAAUCUCUAUCUCCAGACAUUCCUCCUUCUCCUCUCCAACCGCAGAGUCCCCGAUCGAGCCCUAAACAUAUUAGGAAUCAUGAUUUUCUGGACAUGGUUCCCUCUCCUCGUCUCCUGCUUGCCUAAUUGGACCGAACGCGUGCUCUUCGUGCUAGCCAGCUUCUGCGUCUGCGCCAUCCAGCACAUCCAAUUUACGCUCAACCACUUCGCCGCCGACGUCUAUGUUGGCCCGCCCAAGGGGAACAAUUGGUUCGAGAAACAGACCGCCGGGACCAUCGACAUCGACUGCCCUUCUUGGAUGGAUUGGUUCUUCGGCGGUCUGCAGUUUCAGCUGGAGCACCAUCUCUUCCCCAGGCUGCCGAGGUGCCAUUUGAGGAAAGUUUCCCCCAUCAUUAGAGAUCUCUGCAAGAAGCACAACCUGCCCUACCGGAGCUUAACCUUCGUCGAGGCGAACAAGUGGACGCUGCGUACGCUUAGAACCGCUGCGGUUGAGGCCCGCGAUUUCUCCAUGGCUCCCAGGAACUUGCUGUGGGAAGCUGUCAACACUCAUGGAUGAGAGAUUUCAACCACAUUUUGUUUUUUGUUUUGAAAUUAUUUUUGAAAGAAAAGCUGAUCAAUUAUCUCGAACAGCUUGUGAUAACCCUAUGUGUUUGAAGUUGUUCUUCAGCAUAUUUAUACGUAUUUAUAUCCUUCUGCAUA